Molecule: messenger RNA, 1356 nt
Organism: Cladophialophora bantiana CBS 173.52
Lineage: Eukaryota; Fungi; Ascomycota; Eurotiomycetes; Chaetothyriales; Herpotrichiellaceae
Exons: 2
Coding region: 1-1356 (451 amino acids)
Biological process (GO): double-strand break repair via homologous recombination; DNA strand invasion
Cellular component (GO): Rad51B-Rad51C-Rad51D-XRCC2 complex; centrosome; replication fork
Molecular function (GO): four-way junction DNA binding
Source: RefSeq, a predicted model, not a curated record
AUGUCGGCAAGACAAUAUGGAGCUCGCCUCCUCGAAGAGGUAAAGGAAGAGACUCUCGAGCAGUUCCUAGCGGAGCUCAGAUGCUCGAUAGACCCUCGGCCAAGGUCUGUCCUGGGAGUUCCACAGCUGGACAGUCUGCUCGAAUCACUCCGCUACCCAGCAGCUGAAAGAACGCCAGGAAAUCCGCGAUGGCGUUCCUCAUCAACACCAACAUCUCCAGCAUUGGACAACAACAACAACAACAACAACAACAACAACAACAACAACAACAACGGCAGCAGCAUCAACGAGGGAGAGCAGAGCGACAACGGGGAGAUAUCUCCCCGCAGACCUCCACUCCGGACGUUUACAGAUCCAGCCAAACCGGCAACGAUCGAACUCACAAGUCUCAAAUCGGCCUCCGGCAAGACCUCUCUGCUCUCCUAUCUCUGCGCCAUAUCGGUCCUUCCGAGAGAUCUGGGCGGCAACGAGUCGACGACCGUGUACAUCGACGCCGACGGACGGUUCUCGGCUACAAGGCUGGCUCAGAUCAUGCAUCACUACAUUCAACAUCGUCUCCUCUGUAUGGAAGCAGAAACUCCUUCUGCUGCUAAUGCUACCCCUGCAGACUCGGAAAAUAUCCAACAAACCAUCCGCUCAUCCCUAGACCACGUACACGUCUUCCGGCCGCAGUCGUCGGGCCAACUGAUCUCCAUCCUCUCCUCUCUACACACCUAUCUCCUCGACAGUUCGCGCCAUCACAGUAUGCAUCGCCCACUGGGCCUCAUCGUGCUCGACUCAGCGACCGCGUUCUACUGGCAGGACCGAGCCGACCAAGCCAUGGCGAAGCUCGAAUCAACGGCACCGGGCGCGACGAGAACGGCAACGGCCGCUGAAGGACGGUCACGAGCCGCAGAGACGAUCGCGAAGCUCAAGGCCCUCCAGGAGAGGUUCGAAUGUGCCGUACUCUUGAGCACCACCACCGCCUCCUCCACCUCCACCUCUUUUUCAUCGCUGUCGGCGCGGACCCGGCAUGAAACAAUUACCGCCAAUACCACCCCCGCGCCCUCGAAUUUGGACACUCACAUCAUUUCCCCGUGGACGUCAUACGCCACCCUCUCCCUAUCGCUCGCGAGGACGCCCGUCUCGCAGUUUCCUCCGCAGAUGGGCAUCGAAGAGUGCUUGCGGGAUCGGGAUAGACGGCUCGAAGCCGUGCGGAGGGGGAGAUUUGUAGCUACCUUCUUCGGCGGUGCGGCGCAUGUGCAUGCACGCCGGAGGGGCCAGAAGGAGGGCCAGAGCGAGGGUGGGAGAGGAGGAGGAUGGGGGACAGGCGUGUUCGGGUUCCGGAGCACCGCAGACGGCGUGGAGAUCGAGUGA